AUGAGUAUUGAGAACCUGCAAACAAUACUGAUGUUAUGUGAAGCCACUGAUAAUAUAGAAAUAAUCAAGAGAGUUUUGCGCAGCUUUUGGCAAAAUGUGUUUCUUAUAGCAGUGGUUCCAAGAGAUGUUAGCAGCUGUUUCGAGGCCUCCUAUCUUACCCUUUCCUUUGGCACCAGUGUCUACACUGACAUGUUGAGCACCUUAAAGGUGAAAAGGUCCUUCAGUGCACAGGGGAAACUUGGCCUUGUGGCUCAAAGUAUUUUUGACAAGUGGUCAGAUACGAAGCAGAGGAUGGGCGCAGCUAAAGUGGUGCUGCCCGAACGCAAAGCUCCUGGACACAGAACCCACAAGAUCACCACACUUAUUAAUCAUAAGGACAAUACCAAAAAGUCUGAUAAAACUCUGCAAGCAAUUCAGCGUGUAGGACAAGCUGUGAACUUGGCAGUUGGAAGAUUUGUUAAAGUCGGGGAAGCUAUAGCCAAUGAAAACUGGGAUUUGAAAGAGGAAAUACAUAUUGCCUGUUUUGAAGCUAAACAAGCAGGAGAAACAAUUGCGGCACUUACAGAUGUAACCAGCUUGAAGCAUCCGGAAUCCGAUGGCCAGAUCACAGUUUUUACAGACAAAACAGGAGUCAUAAAGGCUGCAAGAUUACUUCUUUCUUCAGUGACCAAGGUGUUGCUGCUGGCGGAUCGAGUCGUCAUUAAACAGAUCAUCACAUCAAGAAAUAAGGUUCUUGCAACAAUGGAAAGACUAGAGAAAGUGAAUAGCUUUCAGGAGUUUGUCCAGAUAUUCAGUCAAUUCGGAAAUGAAAUGGUGGAGUUUGCACAUCUAACUGGAGAUAGACAAAAUGAUCUGAAAGAUGAAAAGAAAAAGGCAAAAAUGGCAGCAGCGAGGGCGGUUCUUGAAAAGUGUACGAUGAUGCUUCUCACAGCUUCAAAGACGUGUCUCAGGCAUCCCAACUGCGAAUCAGCCCAUAAAAACAAAGAAGGGGUAUUUGACCGAAUGAAGGUGGCGUUGGAUAAGGUCAUUGAAAUCGUGACUGACUGUAAACCAAAUGGAGAGACUGACAUUUCAUCUAUCAGUAUUUUUACUGGAAUUAGAGAAUUCAAGGUGAGCAUUGAAGCUCUUCAGGAGAAUCUCUAUUUUCAGUCCAAAGAGAACCUUUCUGCAACAUUGGAAGUCAUCUUGGAGCGUACGGAGGACUUCACGGACUCUGCCUACACCAGCCAUGAGCACAGGGAGCGCAUCUUGGAACUGUCAACUCAGGCGAGAAUGGAACUGCAGCAGUUCAUUUCUGUGUGGCUUCAAGCUCAAAGUAAGAAAACAAAAAGCAUCGCUGAAGAACUGGAACUCACUAUUUUGAAAAUCAGUCAUAGUCUCAAUGAACUUAAGAAAGAACUUCAUAGUACAGCAACACAGCUGGCAGCAGAUCUGUUGAAAUACCAUGCUGAUCAUGUGGUUCUAAAAGCAUUAAAAGUUACUGGAGUAGAAGGAAAUUUAGAAGCUUUGGCUGAGUAUGCCUGUAAACUCUCGGAACAAAAAGAACAGCUUGUUGAGACCUGCCGAUUGUUGCGACACGUAUCUGGGACAGAACCUCUUGAAAUAACGUGUAUACACGCAGAGGAGACAUUUCAGGUGACUGGCCAACAGAUCAUUUCCGCUGCGGAAACACUGACAUUGCAUCCGUCUAGUAAAAUUGCGAAAGAAAACUUGGAUGUAUUUUGUGAAGCUUGGGAGUCCCAAAUUAGUGACAUGUCAACACUGCUAAGAGAAAUCAAUGAUGUGUUUGAAGGAAGAAGAGGAGAGAAGUAUGGCUACCUUUCACUUCCAAAGUCAAUGAAGAAUAAUGCCAACCUGAAAUCAUUAAAGGCAGACAAGCCUGACUCUGAGGAGCAAGCCAGGAUAGCAAAGCUUGGACUCAAGCUGGGUUUGCUCACCUCCGACGCUGACUGUGAACUCGAGAAGUGGGAAGAUCAGGAGAAUGAGAUUGUUCGAUGUGGACGAAACAUGUCCGGCAUAGCCUAUUCUCUGUACUUGUUUACUAGAGGAGAAGGGCCACUAAAAACGUCCCAGGAUUUAAUUCAUCAACUUGAGGUUUUUGCUGCAGAGGGUUUAAAACUUACUUCAAGUAUACAAGCUUUUUCAAAACAGCUGAAAGAUGAUGACAAGUUUAUGCUUCUCCUGGAAAUAAAUAAGUUAAAUCCUCUCUGCCACCAGCUACAGACAAUAACUAAGACAUCAUCACAGAAUAAAGUGUUUCUAAAGGUUGACAAAUGUAUUACAAAGACAAGGUCCAUGAUGGCCCUCUUGAUCCAACUUCUCUCACUUUGCUAUAAACUACUGAAGAAGAUGGAAAAUAACAGAUGGGUCUCAGUUACAAAUAAAGACAUCGUGGACGGUAAAACUUGAGAAGCUUUUUGGGUCAGAUCUCUGGACCAUCAUGCGGCAAAGCUGACGUUUUAAAAAAGAAAAUGAUCCUUUAUAUUUUUCAGAAAUUCAACUAUUUUAUAAAGAAAACAAUAUUGAAAUCUCACUUUUUUUCUGAUCAUGAAACCACUUGUGAAGUUCUCUGACAACUAAUAAAUGCCAUGGUAGUUUGCUAGAAAUCUAAUUGCAGUGUGAUUUAAAAAUGAAACAUUGCACUAGUAAUGUUCUUUAAAGUCGAACCAAAUAUCUCAAUUGUCUUAAUGACAAUUUAAUCCAAAGAAGCUAUUUUGAAUAUCUGCUCACCUUUGGUAUUUUUUACCUUAACUGUUUUCUUUCCUUAUUUAAGCUUGUCAUAUUGAACACUAAUUUCAGCAGAAAAUACACAGUGGUCUUGGUGUGAUCAAGGGCCUUUUUGACGCCUGUCCUGUAGCGGGUCAUUCGUGCUGGCAGUGUGUCUGUUCUCUAAUGGAGCGUCUCACAUGAGGUUAUCUGCUGGGCUGUGUGUGUCCCUCUCCUCCCCCAAAAGCUGAGUCACGGAACUCAUGCCACAGGACCCUGGAGCAACUCCUGGAGGAGAGGGGAUGGUUAUCUUUCAGUUCUAAGAACUCUAGCACAGCUGACCAGUCUGCCCCAAAUAUUAGUUGGCAUCCUAAGCCUAUUUUAUUUUGGAACUAUCCUCAGUAUUGAUUGAUGGAAGUUUUAAAAAAAAAAAAAAAAGAACCAUGAAGCUGUUUAAAAUCUGAAUAAUCAUGCAUUUUAUAUACGUGGCUUUAGAAUGUUCAUUAUAAAACAAAAUAAACAUCUCUCUCUGGUCUUUUUAA
This is a messenger RNA of Tupaia belangeri chinensis (Chinese tree shrew), 3248 nucleotides long. RefSeq names its product catenin alpha like 1 (gene CTNNAL1). The coding region runs from base 1 to 2409 and encodes 802 amino acids. Gene Ontology annotation, molecular function: actin filament binding. The record is from RefSeq and is a predicted model, not a curated record. Gene Ontology annotation, biological process: Rho protein signal transduction; cell adhesion. The transcript has 22 exons. Lineage: Eukaryota; Metazoa; Chordata; Mammalia; Scandentia; Tupaiidae.